Molecule: messenger RNA, 624 nt
Organism: Pyrus x bretschneideri (Chinese white pear)
Lineage: Eukaryota; Viridiplantae; Streptophyta; Magnoliopsida; Rosales; Rosaceae
Exons: 1
Coding region: 1-624 (207 amino acids)
Source: RefSeq, a predicted model, not a curated record
AUGGAGAACAAGAUAAACUUGAAGGCUUUGGUGGAUAAGCGGAGCAACAAAGUUAUCUUCAUAGAGUCCGACCAUGCUUUUGUCGAUGUUCUCCUAAGUUUCUUGACAAUCCCCUUGGGAACAAUAAUCAAGCUUGGUCGUGAGCAUUCAGUACCAGUGGAAAUCGGCUGCAUUAACAAUUUGUAUUCAAGUGUGGAGGAAAUUGACGCACGUGAGUUGCGGUCAGAUGCAUGUAGAGAAAUGUUGUUACUUCCCCGCAACGCGGCUGAAUCUCAUUGCAAGAACCUUGUAUUGCAAAUUGAUCACAAUGCCAAGCCAACACAGUACUUUGUAUGCUCUCGUUAUUGCCUGGACACAGCCACAAGUAAGUUCUUUAGUUACUACCCAGGUCUCUUGUGUGUAGGGUGCAUGGAUACCAGGCAUCGGGAGAUUUCACUUUCGGUGGAUGAUGCAAGCGCCUUUGUAAAAGAGCGAGCCAGGCUUCUAAUUACCGAUGAUUUACAACUGAUCUCCCCUUUUUGCACAUCAAUCGUUUCUUUAUUUACCAAGCUUGGAGUCACCAAUAGGAAUACUACGGAGGAGUUGAAUUUGAAUAUUGGAGUUGAUGAGGUUCUCAGUUGUUGA